AUGGAUGAGACACGAUUUGAAGAGGACGACUACGAGGGAGCAGCCAACAAAAAAUACACGUUCUUCGUGAUUGAUGGAAGUUCGGCGAUGUUCGAGACCUCGAAACCCGGAGAAGAAUCAGAGUUCAAGACUGCGUUGAAGCUGAUGCUCGAUGAAAUGGUCCGUGUGUGUUGCUCCAGAAGUCUGAACAACCACAUCGGUGUAAUUGUAACAGGAACAAAAAACUCGGAAACAGAAGGAAUCGAGAACAGCACCAUUCUAGUGCCGAUGGGUGUUCUUGGACAGGAAGAAGUCAAUACAAUCAAAGAGAUUAUUGAUGAAGAGGAUCUUCUGUCUGCUGUUACCAAUAUCACUGGGGGCCAUCACGAAUCCGACCUGUCGAAUGUUCUCAACUACUGCAAACGUGUGUUCGCCAGUUGCCCAAACACACGACACCAAUCUGUCAUUUAUCUGACGAACAAUCGUAACCCAUUUGGACGAGAUAAUUUCUGGGAAUCGUCGUAUUUCAACCGUACCAAAACCGCUGUCAAGAAAAUAAUCGGUUUAGGUCAACGCAAAACGCUCGGAGAGUUUUCGGUGAUAAUUCUGCCGGAGGAUGGAUACAAACCACAGGAGAAGGAAGAGAAAAAGAAAGAGCCAUGGUAUCACCUAGACACUGAAGUGUUCAGUACUGAAUGCGAUGCUGCAGCGCGUAUCCGUCAGAAGAUCACAGCUCAACGUUCACACGCAACUCUCACAGUAAACGUUGGUCCUGGUGUCACCUUUGAUGUUUCUGUGUUCUCCAUGGUGAUGGAAGCGAAACCCCUGGAUCACAGUCAAAAGUACACCGCCGAUACCGAAGAGAAAAUCGUGAAAACUGCUGGAUAUGUCACGAAGAAGGCGAAAUUGGAGGUUGAAGAAGGUGUUGGCGGCGAUUAUGAAACCCAGGGAACAUCAGCCAUUGUAGAUGAAACUGAAAGAACAUUGCAGAAGUGUAAACUCAUCCAAGAGGAAGCGGUUCGGAAUCGGCGAGACCUCAAAAAAUCGAUUGUUUUGGGUGGAGAGAAGAUCAUUUUGGACGGAGAACAGUUUGCAUUCAUGAAUAAAAUGGAAUCCAAGGGAGUGGAUGUCAUCGGAUUUGUCCCACUGAACAGAGUUGAUCGAGAAGUUGCCUUCUCUUCGAAAAUCAUUCAACCCAAUGAUCAAACCACAUUGGGUAGUACCAAUAUGUAUCGUACAUUGUUGGAUCGAUGCUGGGCACGACAACAAGCGAUGGUUGCCAAAUACCAGAGUAGAGUGGGACAAAAGAUGAGAAUUGUUGCAUUGGUUCCAUUCAAAAAGGAUAUGACGCUCAUAGAACCCAGUAAUCUUGGAGAGGAUGACGAGGAGAUGGAAGACAAGAAACCCGACUUGCUUCGCCUAGAACAACAACGUGCUCAAGUUGACUCAUCGGAAUGGCUCCACGAAGGUUUCAUGCUCGUCGGUCUCCCAUUCCGCGAAGAGCUUCGCGACGAUUUCCACCGUUUCGAAGAGCAGCAAACUGCUUUGACUGAAGAAUCGACUGAGCAAGAAGUCAACGCGAUGAAACAGUUUGUGAAGAAGUUGACGAUGAGCUACAAUCCGAGCUUCUAUGAGAAUCCACGUCUACUAUCGGAAAGAUCAGCACUUUGUUUGGAGGCAACUGGAGAAGAACUUAUUGAGAGAAAGGAUACAGUUGAGCCAUACUAUCAAAUACCGAAUCGUCUUCAAAGAGUUGGUGCCCAAAUCGAGAGCAUUGUAGAGACAUUUGCGUUGAAUGAAGACAAGAAAGAAGAGAAACCAAAAGGAGCGAGCAGAAAGCGAAAAACUGACGAUGGAGAUGGCUCGAGUGCCAAGAAAACAAUGACUAUUCGAGAAUGUAUUGCUGCUGAGCAGAUGUCAAAUUUCAAGAAGGAUGAGCUUGUCGCGAUGGCUGUGGAACACUGUGAAGCUCAGAAAUCCAUAAAGAGCAAGACCAAGAAUGAUGUCAUCAGUCUAAUUGAGACCUAUUUGAACAAUAACCCAUCUACUACCUGGAAUAUCUAA
Messenger RNA from Caenorhabditis briggsae, 2043 nucleotides. RefSeq names its product Protein CBR-CKU-70 (gene Cbr-cku-70). The transcript has 9 exons. Lineage: Eukaryota; Metazoa; Nematoda; Chromadorea; Rhabditida; Rhabditidae. Gene Ontology annotation, molecular function: telomeric repeat DNA binding; DNA helicase activity; double-stranded DNA binding. Gene Ontology annotation, biological process: double-strand break repair via nonhomologous end joining; cellular response to gamma radiation; cellular response to X-ray. Bases 1 to 2043 code for a protein of 680 amino acids. The record is from RefSeq and is a predicted model, not a curated record. Gene Ontology annotation, cellular component: Ku70:Ku80 complex; nucleus.